AUGGCGACGAUGCUGAUCUUCUCGCUGUGCCUGUAUCUGCUUCUAGUGCCGGAGCAGGCUAACGCCUCGUCAUUCCCCGCCCAGGUGCCCCUUGCGGACGCCACCGAACCGUUAGACUCGUGGCUGGCGCGCCAAACUCCCUACGCUCUAGAUGGCGUCCUGAAUAAUCUCGGCGCCGAUGGGGCCAAAUCGAUCGGAGCAAACCCGGGCUCCGUCGUAGCGAGUCCUAGCAAGGCUAAUCCGGACUACUUCUUUACGUGGACGCGCGAUGCCGCUCUGACGGUUCGCUGCCUCGUCGACAUUGCCAUCGCGACGGACGAUGCGACGGUCCACACGGCCGUUCAGCAAUACGUCUCGUUUCAAGCUCAGCUACAGUCUAUUUCCAAUCCGUCUGGUCGUCUGGACACAGGAGGUCUCGGCGAGCCCAAGUUCCAUGUCGAUGGAUCGGCCUUCACCGGCGAUUGGGGACGACCGCAGAGAGACGGGCCUGCGCUGCGGGCAGUGACUUUGAUCACCUAUGCAAACUGGCUGAUUGAUCAUAACCACUCCUCCGUCGCGGAGACCAUCUGGCCCAUCAUCCGCAACGAUCUCUCGUACGUCUCCGAGUACUGGAACUCCACUACCUUUGAUCUCUGGGAAGAAACCCUCGGCUCCUCCUUCUUCACCACCUCCGUCCAAUACUCCUCUCUCACCCUAGGCUCUACCCUCGCCACCCGCCUCAACACCAGCUGUCCCAACUGUCUGUCUCAAGCGCCUCAAACUCUCUGCUUUCUCCAAUCCUUCUGGUCUCCAGACAACUCACACAUCUUCGCCAACCAUCACGCCCCCUUCCGGUCCGGCAAAGACGUCAAUACCAUUCUCGCAGCCAUUCACACCUUCGACCCGCUCGCGCCCGAUUGCUCAGACCUCACUUUCCAGCCUUGUUCGUCGCGCGCCCUCGCCAAUCAUAAGGUUGUUGCGGAUUCUUUUCGUCGACUGUAUCCAAUCAAUCGAGGGGUACCUGUGAACCAACCGAUCGCGUUCGGUCGCUACCCGGAAGAUGUGUACAUGGGUGGGCAGCCGUGGUAUUUGACUACCCUGGCUGCGGCGGAGCAUUUGUAUCGAGCUGUUGAGCAGUGGAAGAGGUUUGGGGAGGUAACGGUCACGGAUUUGAGUUUGGGGUUUUUUGGUGACGUGUAUGAUCGUAGCGUUGAGGUUGGUGUGUAUCAACGAGGAGAAGAUGGAGAUGGAGAUGUAUAUGAGGGGAUACUACGCGCAGUGAUGCACUAUGCAGAUGGGUAUUUGCGAAUUGUGCAAAAUUAUACACCCCCCAAUGGCGCCCUCUCCGAACAAUUCUCCCGCCACGACGGCCUCCCCAUCUCAGCACGCGACCUGACCUGGUCCUACGCCGCCUUAUUGACAGCUGCGCGAGCCCGUCAAAGCGCAUCCUCAACUUCCCCGGCUCUAUCCCCAGUUCCAUCCCCAAAUCCAACCCCUUCUCUCCCACCUACAUGUCUCCCAUCUUCCGCCAAAGGACCCUACAUCAACCCCCCUGUAAAUAAAACAAUCCCGUUCCCUAUACCUCCAUCUUGCAAAACUCCAAGUCCCAUAUCAAUAAGAUUCAACAUCCUCUCCUCAACCCGCCUAGGAGAAUACAUCUACCUGGCCGGUUCGCUCCCCGCACUAGGCUCCUGGGCCGUGGACAAGGCGUUGAAGAUGCGCGCGGACGAGUACAGCGUCGAUAUGCCGUUGUGGUAUGUCAUUGUGGACGAAGGGCUACGCGGGGCUAUGGAGUACGAGUAUAAGUUCUUUAGACGAGGGGAGGAGGGUGCGGGGGACGUUGUUUGGGAGGAAGGGGGCAAUCGAAGGGGGGUUGUUAGGGAUGGAAGGGGUGGGUUGGAGGGGUGUGCGGUUGGGAGGGUUAAUGAUGUUUGGAGGGGGUAUAAUUUUGAGGGAUAG
Molecule: messenger RNA, 1938 nt
Organism: Aspergillus melleus
Lineage: Eukaryota; Fungi; Ascomycota; Eurotiomycetes; Eurotiales; Aspergillaceae
Product: putative glucoamylase/glucan 1,4-alpha-glucosidase
Exons: 5
Coding region: 1-1938 (645 amino acids)
Biological process (GO): polysaccharide catabolic process
Cellular component (GO): fungal-type vacuole
Molecular function (GO): glucan 1,4-alpha-glucosidase activity; starch binding
Source: RefSeq, a predicted model, not a curated record